AUGGAACCUUCUUUCCAACAACCACCUCCUCCACACACUUACUACACCAAUCCACCUCCUCAACAACCCUAUUCCAAUCAACAACCUCCUCCUCCAAGCACCUCCUCACACCACUAUCAUGCCCAACCGACCAGUGUCCCUUAUAUAGGAGCAGCCUCAAGUGCCUCUACUCCUCUCACCACAAAAACCUAUGGAGGAGAUGAUUAUUAUGAGGCUCAUCAAAUCAAUAAGGCUCGGAAUGCCUUUGCAGCUGCGUUUGUAACGAGUCUAUUCUUAUUCUUCUUUUGUACUCCGUUCGCCAGUUGUAUUCCCUAUCUGUUUGUAUUUAAAUAUCGAACGAAUGUGGUUCCCGAAGCGAGAAGAUUUGGUGAAUUGGCUCGUUCAAUCUUUUGGGGACUCUUUGGAUUGAAUGUAUUGAUUAUUGUGUGUGCCACAUUGGUAGGAAUUAUUGUUGCUAUACAACAACGCGUGGCUCAUGAUCGUCGUCAUCAUUGA
This is a messenger RNA of Naegleria lovaniensis, 495 nucleotides long. RefSeq lists its product as uncharacterized. The transcript has a single exon. Lineage: Eukaryota; Heterolobosea; Eutetramitea; Acrasida; Naegleriidae. Bases 1 to 495 code for a protein of 164 amino acids. The record is from RefSeq and is a predicted model, not a curated record.